AUGGAGGUGGCUCUCGGAGCGGCGAAUUGGCUCCUCGGCCAAGUCCUCAACAAGCUCAAGCUGUCCGAUGACUUGCUCAAAGUGUACGUGUUCAGCACCGAGCUCGGCCUCAACCUUGUGAAGAUCAGAAAGGAGAUGCUGUACACUAAAGGGCUGCUGGAGGAGGCCCAGGGGAGGGACUUUGCUGGGAACUCUGGCCUGAAGGGUCUGCUCGAGGACCUGAGCAACAAGGCCGACGAGGCCGAGGACGCUCUGGGCGAGCUCCACUACUUCAUGAUCCAGGACAAGCUCGAUGGGACUCGAGAGGCCACUCCAGAGUUGGGAGAUGGCCUCAGCGGCAAAGCUCAGCAUGCCUGCCAUGCUGCUCGCCACACUUCUGGUAACUGGCUCUCAUGCUUCUCUUGUUGCCGUUCGCAAGAUGAGGAUGUUGCUGCUGCCGACGAUGUCCAUAACACCCAUAGCACAAGCAAUGCCAUUGCCAUGUCUGUUGACCACAGUGGCCAUGAUGGAAAGUUGCCAUUUGACAGGGUGGCAAUGUCCAACAAAAUCAAGCAGCUCAUAGAGGAGCUGCACUCUAACUGUACUCCUGUCUCUGACUUGCUCAAGAUAGUGUCAGGCACUAACCCUCAGCAACACAUGCCUGCCUUCGCUAAAAGGCCUGACACAAGCUCUGAAAUCACACAGGAGAAGUUGUUUGGGAGGGAUGCCAUCUUUGAGAAAACUAUAGAGGAGAUUAUCAGUGUGACACAGAGUGGUAAAACCUUGUCUGUUCUUCCAAUAGUUGGCCCAGGGGGUAUUGGAAAGACUACCUUCACCCAGCACAUCGUCAAUGACACAAGGAUUAAAAAAUGUUGUCCUGAUAUUAAUAUCUGGAUAUGUGUAUCGACUAAUUUUGAUGUGCUCAAGCUCACCAAAGAGAUCCUGAGCUGCCUACCUUCAACAGAAAAUGCAGGAAAUAGAACACCAAAUGAAACUACCAACUUAGACCAGCUUCAGAAAUCCAUCACAGAGAGGCUGAAAUCCAAAAGGUUUCUACUUGUCUUGGAUGACAUAUGGGAAUGCAGCAGUAGUGAUGAUUGGGCAAAACUGUUAGCUCCAUUCAAAAAGGACGAGACCAGUGGCAGCAUGAUUCUUGUCACAACUCGGUUCCCAAAAAUUGUAGAAAUGGUGACAAAAGAAUCUAAUCCAAUUGACCUCCGUGGUUUGGAUCCUGAUGAGUUUUGUAAAUUCUUCCAAAUAUGUGCAUUUGGUAGAAUUCAAGAUGAGCAUGGUGAUCAAGAGUUAAUUGAUAUUGCAAAACAAAUAGCAGAUAAGCUGAAAUGCUCCCCACUUGCAGCCAAAACAGUUGGUCGGUUAUUGAUUAAGAAACCCUUUCAGGAACAUUGGAUGAAAAUUCUUGACAACAAAGAGUGGCUACAAGAAAACCAUGACAAUGAUAUUAUCCCAGCCUUGAAAAUUAGCUAUGACUACCUUCCCUUCCAUCUGAAAAAAUGUUUUUCGUUUUUUUCCCUUUUCCCUGACGAUUAUAAAUUUGGAAAGCUUGAGAUUAUUCGUUUUUGGGAUUCUAUAGGCAUCAUAGAUUACCCUAAGCAGAAUAAAAAAUUUGAGGACAUAGGAUCAGAUUAUCUGGAUGAACUAUUAGAUAAUGGUUUUCUUAUAAAAGGAGAUGAUAAUAAUUAUGUAAUGCAUGAUUUACUCCAUGAUCUUUCACGUAAAGUUUCAUUAGAAGAAUGUGCCUAUAUCAGUUGUUCUACUUUUGAGGCAAAUGAAAUCCCACAAUCUAUUCGUUACCUAUCCAUUUUCAUGCAUGAUGAUAUUCAUGUUAAAAGUUUCGAGGAAGAGAUGGGUAAAUUGAAGGAAAGGAUAGACAUUAAAAAUUUGCAAAGUUUGAUGAUUUUUGGAGAAUACAGUAGGUUACACCUGGUCAAUGUUUUAAGAGACACAUUUAUGGAAAUAAAAGGUCUCCGUGUUUUAUCUAUAUUCGCGAACUCCCAUAGUUCCUUGCCAAACAACUUUUCAAAGCUUAUCCAUCUUCGAUACUUAAAACUUAUGUCGCCUUUUUACGCAGAAGUGUGCAUGCCUGGCACAGUGUCUAGGUUUAAUCACUUGAAAUUCCUAGAUCUUAACCAAUGGAAAAGUAGUUAUUCUUUGCCUAAAGACAUUAGCCGCCUUGAAAAUCUACGCCAUUUUGUUGCUACGAAACAAUUUCAUUCCAAUGUUCCUGAGGUGGGGAAAAUGAAUUUUUUACAAGAAAUGAAAGAAUUCCAUGUUAAGAAAGAGAGCAUUGGCUUUGAGCUAGGAGAGUUGGGGAAACUAGAAGACCUUGGAGGAGAGCUCAAUAUACAUGGGCUUGAAAAUGUGAGAACCAGCCAAGAAGCUGAAGAUGCCAAACUAAUGGCAAAGAGAAAUUUAGUAGAGUUGGGAUUAGUUUGGAAUAGGAACCAAGAGUCCACUGGAGAUGAUAUCCUUUUUUUAGAAAAUGCUGGAGAUGAUAUCCUAGAUAGUCUCAAGCCACACUCUAAUAUUAGAAGACUUUGCAUUGUAAAUCAUGGUGGCUCUGUUGGUCCUAGUUGGUUGUGCAGCAACAUCAUAUACAUGAGAAACUUGGAGACCCUACAUCUAGAGAGCGUAUCAUGGGCCAACCUUCCACCUAUUGGGCAGAUGUAUCACUUAAGAAAGCUGAAGCUGAAAAACAUUCUCGGGAUAUCUCAGAUUGGACCUGAUUUCUUUGGUGGUACUACAGAAAAAAGUUUCACGCACUUGAUGGAAGUUCAGUUUUAUGAUAUGCCAGACCUUGUAGAGUGGGUUGGGGGAGCUAACUGUCAUCUGUUCUCAAGGCUUGAAAUAAUCAGGUGCACUGAUUGUCCCAUGCUCACAACGCUGCUGAUCUCAGGUUGGCCUAUUUCUUCUACAGAAGGCAACACUAAAUGGUUCCCUAGCCUUCGUGAUCUUCACAUUCUUAGAUGCCCGAAGUUGUGCCUUCCUCCCAUGCCUCACACUUCGAUGAUAUCCCGUAUUGAUACAGACUGCUUGUCUUAUUAUCGUACUAAGUUGCACAUUAGGAAGUCCUCUGAAUUGGUUUUCCACAAUCUUGGUGAUGUAGAAAGGUUGACAAUUCAGGAUGCAUCAUGCUUCUCAUUUAUGGAUCUUCAAAAGCUACAUUCCCUAAGACAUAUAGAGGUCGGUAGAUGUGAGGAAACCUUUUUGAGAGGACUGGAUGAUGGUGUUGUGCUCCACACAGUCCAAUCUCUCGAACUCCAACACUUUUCACUUACCAGAAAAUCCUUGUCAAAUUUGUUCGAAUGUUUCCCAGCUCUUUCUAGUUUGGAUGUCAGCGCAUCAUCAGAUGAGGAUCAUGAGGAGGUGGUACUGCAGUUUCCACCCUCCAGCUCGCUGAGAAAUGUCCGCUUCCGUGGGUCCGAUGGGUUCGAUCCUCGCAUCACAUCCAACCUCGAGCAUUUGUAUGUGUACAAUUGGAGAGAUGAUGGGACUGAGCCAUACUCUGUAGCAGCAGAUGUACUUGGAGCGGUGGGAAGAACGACCAAAACAAUGCCCGCCGGUUCCUUCCAAUUGGUGAGCCUUUUUGUGGACAGCAUCUCCGCAGUGCUUGUUGCUCCCAUCUGCAGCCGCCUCUCCGCUACCCUCCAGAGGUUAUUCUUCAGUGCUGAUUGGCGGACAGAGAACUUCACGGAAGAGCAGGACGAGGCGCUUCAGCUCCUCACAUCUCUUCAAACCCUGUUGUUCCAUGGCUGCAGGGCUCUGCGGUCCCUCCCCCAAGGGUUGCAUCGCCUUCCUUCUCUCCGGGAAUUACGUAUCUGGGGGACUCAAAAAAUCAGAUCGCUGCCCAUGGAGGGCCUCCCCGAUUCACUGCGACUGCUAGACAUAGUUCAUUGCAGUCCCGAGAUUUAUGAGGAAUGCUAG
Miscanthus lutarioriparius is the source of this 3921-nucleotide messenger RNA. The record is from the annotation of a GenBank genome assembly. NCBI's taxonomy places the organism in Eukaryota, Viridiplantae, Streptophyta, Magnoliopsida, Poales, Poaceae.